This is a messenger RNA of Anopheles cruzii, 5491 nucleotides long. It is a transcript of the gene Gprk2, whose product is annotated as G protein-coupled receptor kinase 2. Gene Ontology annotation, cellular component: cytoplasm. Gene Ontology annotation, biological process: signal transduction; regulation of signal transduction; protein phosphorylation. The record is from RefSeq and is a predicted model, not a curated record. NCBI's taxonomy places the organism in Eukaryota, Metazoa, Arthropoda, Insecta, Diptera, Culicidae. The transcript is spliced from 11 exons. Gene Ontology annotation, molecular function: G protein-coupled receptor kinase activity; ATP binding. Bases 1 to 1959 code for a protein of 652 amino acids.
AUGGAAUUAGAGAACAUUGUGGCCAAUACGGUCUACCUGAAGGCGCGAGAAGGAGGCUCCGACAGUAACAAAGGCAAGAGCAAAAAAUGGCGCAAGAUCCUUCAGUUUCCUCACAUAUCGCAGUGCAUCGAUCUCAAGAACAAAAUAGAUGUAAGCUAUGGUUACGUAGUUGAUCAGCAGCCCAUCGGACGUGAGCUUUUCCGGCAGUUCUGCAAGGUGAAACGGCCCCAGUACUCGCGCUACAUCACCUUUCUCGACGAUGCCACAAGGUACGAGAUAGCAGCGGACGAGCACCGGGUGGAGCUGGCGUACGAGGUCGUGAAGCGGUACCUGGGCCUCUGCACCGAGAGCCGGGAGCGCGAGGACAGCGGCGGCGGAGGCGGCUGCGACAGUGACGGCGGCAAGUGCGAUGAUGACAGCGGCAUCGGGGGCGACACCAAGAAGCUCAGCAAUCACGACGACCCGGAGAAGAGCCUGACCGGGUCGAACUCGGUCACCACCAACACCAUCCACAACGAGAAGGACGAGUUCGUGCUGGACGUGCUGAACGAUGACAUGGUUGCGCAGGUUCGGACCAAACUCUCCGCCGGCAGCAAAGAGCUGUUCGAAGCUUCCAUCACGGCGGUCAGGGCCUUCCUGGCCGGGGAACCAUUCCGGGAAUUCGAGGCAUCCAUGUACUUCCACAGAUACCUUCAGUGGAAAUGGCUCGAAGCUCAGCAGGUUACUUACAAAACUUUUCGAAUGUAUCGCGUCCUCGGAAAGGGUGGUUUCGGCGAAGUCUGCGCAUGUCAGGUUCGCGCCACUGGCAAAAUGUACGCGUGCAAGAAGCUGGAAAAGAAGCGCAUCAAGAAGCGGAAGGGUGAAUCGAUGGUUCUGAUCGAGAAGCAGAUUCUGCAGAAGAUAAACUCUCGCUUCGUAGUGAACCUGGCGUACGCUUACGAAACGAAGGAUGCGCUCUGCUUGGUGCUGACGAUUAUGAAUGGAGGCGAUCUGAAGUUUCACAUUUACAAUAUGGGCGGCGAUCCGGGAUUCGAGCUGACCCGGGCACGGUUCUAUGCAGCCGAGGUGGUCUGCGGGUUAGAGCAUCUGCACCAGCAGGGAAUCGUGUACCGGGACUGCAAACCGGAAAACAUUCUGCUCGAUGACCAUGGGCACGUGCGCAUUUCCGAUCUCGGGCUGGCGGUCGAAAUUCCGGAAGGCGAGAUGGUUAGGGGGAGAGUGGGCACCGUAGGCUACAUGGCACCGGAAGUGAUUGACAACGAAAAGUACGCCUUUUCGCCGGAUUGGUUCAGCUUCGGGUGCUUGCUGUACGAGAUGAUCGAGGGCCAGGCACCGUUCCGCGCCCGCAAGGAAAAGGUCAAGCGGGAAGAGGUGGACCGGCGCGUGAAGGAGGACCCGGAAAAGUAUUCGCACAAGUUCAGUGACGAGGCCAAAUCGUUGUGCCAACAGCUGCUAAUGAAAACCGUCAAGAGCCGGCUCGGAUGUCGCAACGGGCGCCAUGGGGCCCGCGAGGUGAAGCUGCAUCCGUUCUUCAACAGUAUUAACUGGAAACGGCUCGAGGCCGGUGUGACGGAUCCUCCGUUUGUGCCGGACCCACAUGCCGUGUAUGCCAAAGACGUACUAGACAUUGAGCAAUUCUCCACGGUGAAGGGCGUCAACCUGGACGCGACGGACGAGAACUUCUACACCAAGUUCAACACCGGCUCGGUAUCGAUACCGUGGCAGGACGAGAUGAUUGAAACCGAAUGCUUCCGGGAACUGAACGUGUUCGGCGUGAACGAGUGCCCGACGCCCGAUCUGCUCAUCAACGCACCGCCCGUAGUCGAAAAACCGGGCUGCUUUCCGUUUCGAAGAAAAAAAAAGCAAACGCCCCGAGAGAAGGCAAUACCGUUCAACGAGAAGCUGUUGUCCUCUAGUCAAACGACGGUCAGCUGUAGUCAGGCACAGACUGAAAGUUGAUAGGUGUAAGGCAACAAUGAUGACGACCUCGGUCAACAGUUGUCCCUCCGGAGAGGCACUAUCCAGGCGAUGGUGUCGAGAUGGAAGGACGGCGGGGAAAGGCUUACCGGUGGUUAAUUGGACAGCGGGGCAGUAAGUAAGCAACAGUUGGACAGCGAAAGACUGUUCUCUUCCCGGUUUAGUUUUUGGGAGCUCAGAUCGCUCACAUCACUGUACGCUCACAGCGGUAGAACGCGCUUUCUGGGGCGAGAAUGGAUGGACGGUUUCACGGCGAAAGCGGAUAUUAUUAUCGUCGGAUUUUUCAUCAAGCGGCAGCCGCCGCAGCACAUCGCUACGGAAUACUCUCAGUCAUGUUACGAGCUACUGCUACGGGGCGUCAUAUGAGGACGCGCACGAAGUUUGUAGUUUGUCAGAACCCUUGCGUGCGCGGGUUCAGUCACAGUCAGUUCACUCACUCACUCACUCAUUCACAGUCAAUGAUACACUUAAGCGCACAUGAACAUUGUCUAAACAGCAUAUAAAUAGUAGCUAUUGAAUAACACUUAAAAAUGCAAAUAUAUUGUCCACCACCAGAACGACGAGCGCAAAGAUAACGAAGAACAAGCGGAGGAAUAAUCACAUAAAUUCGUAAUUCUAGACCGCGCGCUCGCAGCGUAUUCGUAUUUUGGCCAAACUCCCAAGGUGUGUGCAAUAGCGGAAGAAGCAGUACGACAACGGUUGAGCCUAGACAACUGUAGCAUAAGGUAGCAGAAACAAAAUGGUACUUCCGUUUGUGGAAGUAUUUAGAAACGAAGUGUAGUGUAUAUGGUUCAUUGAUGACUUUUAGCAUUGCGAGUGAAGCGAUGUGUGUCUGAUUGAGUUUUAAUAAGAGCAUUACCGGUAAAAAACCGUUGUACCUUUGUUCUCUCGUUAGGUUGAUUUUAUAAAGUGAUGAAAAAUAAGCAACCAAAAAAGGGUUUUACGGUCACGUAUCUUUCUCUCCAACAUAAAAGCCAACCCCGACGCAUUUGUAAAUAGUGGAUUUUACAAUAUAUUAUUAUUUCAUCGAUUUUUUAUCCGUUGGCUGAUUUUACGUUCUUAUGUAACAAUCGGGUCGGAAUGUUAUUGUUACUGUUUGUGUUCACUGUGUAACGCUGAUACAUGAUAAGUUGCGUUGCGAAUGCCCGCGCGUGUGUGUGUGGCCGGAUCAAGGGUUCAUAAUUCAUCAACUGCCACUAGAAAAUCCAAUCAAUCUGAUAAAGACGUUACCACCACCCUCAAACAAUCUUGCAUAACCUUGCAGUUACUAAUAUUUGGCAUCUCUCAUAUCGUAUAGUAAUCAUUUUUUUAUGAGACUGUAUGUUGAAUUAUUAAGUUACUCUUUCACACUUGAACUGUGGCCAUAGCGAUAGUGGCGAUAACAAUCCACAAACAGCGUCCUCGCGCUCUAUGACUAACGGAACCACUUCUGUAAACACCUCAUCUGAACUGAAAUUCAAUAUUGACGAAAUCAAUGGUCCCCACCGACUGAUGAUAUCUUUCUUCCAUCUUGGCUUUAAAUAUAGUGUCUUAUUUUUCAUUGUUUAAAUUUUUUAAUGCUUUCGAUGAUUUGAAUGUCGACCGACGCGCAAACCGUCGAAUGGUUAUACUUUCCGCUCUUGUCUCCGGUUGGCACUGGGUCGUUGCUACCGUAUAGUUUUGCUUCUGUUGCUGGCGACUUCAAUUUAUGCUACGGUUUGGUGUGCAGCAUUUCUACAAAUCCUCGUGGUAGAGUACUAGAAAAGAGCGAAAGAGGGAGAGAGAGAGAGAAAUACGGUACUUAAACACAAUCUUAAUGUUCGAAUGGUUAAAGAGGCAACUUUUUAGCAAACUUCUCAUACUCAUGUACUAAUCAAUUAUAACUAUAGACUAUUCGUGGCUAGGAGUUAGUUUCAGACAAAAGUAAGGGCAGAAAGCAGAAGACUUACGAAUGAAUCUAUGUAUCGCACAUUCAAAACACACGGACACACAAAUGUAAAAGCAAACGAUUAGACGAAGGAGAUUUAUAGAGUGAAACCCGCUUAUCGUAAACCCAAUACCCAUUCUAGUUACCGGAAAUGCACAACAUAGGACGGGGUGAAAUGACGCGCGGGGGAACAAUAGGAGCAACGGAGCCAAGCGUAGUAGUGAACGACCGACCGACCGACCGACCGAGUGUUUAGGAUUUGGUUGUUACAAUGCAUAAGUGAAAGCAAUCAUUUACUAGGGCUGUUUUAGCUUUAAAAUCGCGUAUAUCGUGCAGGCGCAAACGAGAAUUGGUUAGCUUUUUAAUGAAUCUUUCAAGUGUUGUGUUCAAAGCGCAAGUAUCAACGAAAGCACCAACAACAAAGAAGUGUAUGGAAAGUGUUCGUAGCCGUGUGUGUGCUUUCUUGGUAUUUGUUUUUUAAUCGUGUAUGUCGCACAAGUUUGUAUUAAGUUUUGUAAUCGUAGCCCCGGGCAAGAAUCUGUUGGCAAUCAAUCUGUAUGUGGUGAACAAAUGGAUUGCAAAAACAACUACAAACAAGUAAAUAAAAACAAGUAAUAAACUCAGACUAGCCACCCUUCAAACUCUGCAUACCAUGUGCCAAUGCUAUUUGGUGUACGCUUGUUUGCUUUAGGUUUUCUGUUUACUGAUUAAUAAUUGUCGAUCGUUCUGGAGCAGUUUUUAAAGUGUGGAACGGGCACCGUUCGUUGGAUUUCAUGGAGCCAAACAGCCAAACCGUAAAUGUAAACUCAAGAACACGCCGUGAAAGAAAGAGUUGUACUCCUCCAAACAUUUUUAUUGUCAUGUACAUAGUAGAAGUUAGCAAUGGCGCAAAGGAAGUGGUGUGUAAAGUGGAAGCGCCAGAAGAAUCGCGGUCCAUCACUACACUAGCACUAGCAAUCGAUGGGGUUCCAGCGAGAUUCUCUGAUUGGCGUGAAGGAUGUGCUCCGGCGGGAGUCACAAGUAUGCCGGUAGCCCCUUUUUGAGCACAAGAUUAACUAAAACCCUCUGAUUGUGUGUGUGUGAGUGUAUUUGAAUCAAUUUUAACACAUAAAGUACAAGUGAAUCUUGAAAAAGUGGGACGCCGUUGUUUCAUGACCGGAAGAAGUCCAUUCGACGAUGAUGAUGAUCGCGGGUACGCGUGAGCCAACCAAACACGGCGCAUUGAAAGCCAAUCAAAAAAUGACUAUUAUAAACCUAGAGAUGAGAAAAGCAAAUGUAACUAAAAUACUAGAUGUGUGCGUUGAGCGGAGCGGCCAUGUCGCCAAUGUGUGGUGGGUCACACGGCCAAUAUUACGCGGGGUAUCGUCCCUGGGGCUCAUAAUUGAUGAAGCAAUGCAAAAGCAGACUCACAAAUUGAAUAACUUCUUGUGAGGGUGAUGAGGAAAACUAUAAACGAACUUAUUGUGUAUCCGACUUGUCGGUGACUAAAAUGGAUCUAAAUUUUUUUCAAUCUUAGAGAAGAUAAUGUCGGUUUAGUAUCACAUGGAAAAAAAUGGAGAAACUCCCUCCCCGAAAAUGGAAUAGGUCGGCAGGAGCAACGCGAAUGGC